Molecule: messenger RNA, 3066 nt
Organism: Xyrauchen texanus (razorback sucker)
Lineage: Eukaryota; Metazoa; Chordata; Actinopteri; Cypriniformes; Catostomidae
Product: keratin-associated protein 10-11-like
Exons: 5
Coding region: 1957-3066 (369 amino acids)
Source: RefSeq, a predicted model, not a curated record
GAAAUAGUUAUUUUGAGUCUACAGCCAGAAACAUAGUGUUGUCCGAAUCCAAAAUGAAUGUCUCUUUUAUGAGUUCGUUUUUUUGGAUCCUCAGCGUGAAAUACGCGCAACCAGUGGAGCUCGAAUUCCAAACCAGCGACUCCUAUCAGCUGGUUCUUUUGACUCUACGAAACUACGCAAAACAUACAACACUACCUUCCGAUCGAAUGACAAAAGCAAAGAAAUCUGAACCUAAAUGAUCAAUUUCUUUACCAUUCCCAUGUACCAAUUGUUGAAAUUACAUUUACAUUUAUUUCACACCGUAUUUACUGAAAAUUCACUCGCAUACUUGAAAACAGAAAAUGUGUGAAAACUUCUGUCAAUCGGGCCAAGUGGCCACAGGCCGAUAGUAAUCUCAAAGUGACCAAACAUCGGCCGAUAAAGCAGCCUGGCUGAUAUAUCAGAUCACUAACCAGGACGAUGGAUCUGAAGAUACAUGAAGACCGUUUCUUCAAAUCUGGCUAUUGUUUACAGCUCACAAGGGUCUUGAGUGUCAGGGGGGAGGGAUGGAUGGUUUGGCGUGCAGAUGGUCCGGGGUAAAGGGGGGUAUUGUGACUCUGUGUGGGUGAUGUGCAGGGAGAUAUUUAGUAUUUUAUUGGUCUGUUCCAGAGGACCCAGCUGCUAGGUCAUUCCCUGCUGGCACACAGAGAGUGAGAGAGCGAGACGGGGAAAGAAAAUAUGGAGAAAGAGGGGGCAUUAGUGUAGAUGUCGAUGUGAAGAGCACACGAAAGCAAAAAAAGGACAGAAGGUAAGUGAAAAAUCAGAGGUAGGAUGAGAGAGAGAGAGGGAGGGAUGGAGUGGUACAGAAAGUAAGAUAGGGAGGAGAGAAAAAGAGGGAGGAAAAGAGAUAAGCAGCGAGCGAGUGAAAUGUGUCCGCCGUGAUCCAUCAGCCCUGCAGCCACACUAAUCACAGGUGGAAUUCAGCGAGCUCUUUAAAACGCUGCCUCUCAUUUCAAACCCUGCCCUCGGGCUCUCUGUGUGUAUGCGCGCGCGCACGUGUGUGUGUGUUUAGAAGUGUGUCAAAAAUCUCUCCGCUUGCCCUAUUUCAUGUGCCUGUUUCUGUGUGAAUUCCAGAUUCUGUGUGAAUUCCAGAAUUGUGUGUGUGUGUGUGUGUGUGUGUGUGUGUGUGUUUUGAAGAGAGAGAUAGACAGGGAUCUCACGAGACGGCAUGUGUAGGUUUGUGUAUAUGCAAUGCAUAUUUCUGUGUGUGUAUGUGUGCACCUGUUUGUGUGUGUAUGUGUAAGUCCCCCAGAGACAAUAUCUGGCUCAAACAGCUCCAGUGAUCACAGAUUGUUCCGUUUGUGUGUGUGUGUGAGAGAGAGAGCGAGAGAGCGCAGAGCGUCUUUGUGUCUCUACCUAUCCCAUCAUCCUGCUCAGCAGAGGUGACACCAAGGUGAGCGUGAGCGCUCUCUCUCCUUCUCCAUCACACCAUCACUGCCUCUUGCCCUCCCUUCCUCCUCUCCUUCGCUCUCUCUCUCUUUCUCGCUGUGCCUCUCUACAUGGCUCGGUGGCAGAUGGAGGCUGUGUCAGCAGGGAGAAAUGGCCAUUCACACACUCUCCUUUCUAUCUAUCUAUCUAUCUAUCUAUCUGUCUGUCUGUCUGUCUGUCUGUCUGUCUGUCUGUCUGUCUGUCUAAAGUCCCCUGCAUUUGUCUUUUUGUCCUUUGUUUGUCUGUAAGGAUGCACAGAUUUAAAAAAAUGUGUGUGAUUCUGACAAAUUGAUAAUGUUAAAGCAGAUUGUUUAAUACUCAUUGUUCAACGUUGUGGUAGAUAACAGGUGAAAAGUGAAACGGGCAUCACAGCAUUCUUACAUUACAGUUGAAAAGAUUAAUAACUGUGUAGUUCUUUAGAAAUCUGGCAUAAAAUCUAUCUAUCGUUCCUUCAUUUUAUAUAUAUUUCAUUCGCUCUCUCCGUCGAACAUGAACGUCUAUCUACAGGUGUCUGUCUGUCUAUCUAUCUACAGCUGUCUGUCUAUCUAUCUACAGGUGUCUGUCUGUCUGUCUGUCUAUCUAUCUACAGCUGUCUGUCUGUCUGUCUGUCUCUCUAUCUACAGGUGUCUGUCUGUCUGUCUAUCUAUCUACAGCUGUCUGUCUGUCUGUCUGUCAGUCUAUCUAUCUACAGCUGUCUGUCUAUCUAUCUACAGGUGUCUCUCUGUCUGUCUGUCUGUCUGUCUGUCUGCCUCUCUAUCUACAGGUGUCUGUCUGUCUGUCUGUCUAUCUACAGGUGUCUGUCUGUCUAUCUAUCUACAGGUGUCUGUCUGUCUAUCUACAGGUGUCUGUCUGUCUAUCUGUCUAUCUAUCUACAGCUGUCUGUCUAUCUAUCUACAGCUGUCUUUCUGUCUGUCUGUCUGUCUGUCUGUCUAUCUAUCUACAGGUGUCUGUCUGUCUAUCUACCUACAGGUGUCUGUCUGUCUGUCUAUCUACAGGUGUCUGUCUGUCUGUCUAUCUAUCUACAGCUGUCUGUCUAUCUACAGGUGUCUGUCUGUCUAUCUAUCUACAGCUGUCUGUCUAUCUAUCUACAGCUGUCUGUCUGUCUGUCUGUCUAUCUAUCUACAGGUGUCUGUCUAUCUAACUACAGGUGUCUGUCUGUCUAUCUACAGGUAUCUGUCUAUCUGUCUGUCUGUCUAUCUACAGGUGUCUGUCUGUCUAUCUAUCUACAGGUGUCUGUCUGUCUAUCUACAGGUGUCUGUCUGUCUCUCUGUCUAUCUAUCUACAGCUGUCUGUCUGUCUAUCUAUCUACAGGUGUCUGUCUAUCUAUCUACAGGUGUCUGUCUGUCUAUCUACAGGUAUCUGUCUAUCUGUCUGUCUGUCUAUCUACAGGUGUCUGUCUGUCUGUCUAUCUACAGGUGUCUGUCUGUCUGUCUAUUUACAGCUGUCUGUCUGUCUGUCUGUCUAUCUACAGGUAUCUGUCUAUCUGUCUCUAUUAAAACUCAAGGUGAGCGUGAGAUAGAAAGGUCGGGAAGAGAGGGGGAGAGUGAGCAACGGAGGAGACGGCAGGAGGAACAAACGAUGCACAAAGCGGCAAAAUGA